AUGGAAGGAGAACCAAAGGAUCCAGAGGAAGACUGCGAGACAACUUUAUUGUGGCAAAAAUGCUUUCGGCAAAGAAUCGUGGUGGAUCUCAGUGAGGAUGAAAGUCUCCACCUGAGUGAUUUGCAGGCUUCUGCUUUAGCUUUGCAUCUGUCACAGGCGGAGUCGGCAGUGUCGGAGACCGGCAUUCAUUUCAGUGAUGACAUUGCUUCCAAUCCCGGCAACAAUGAGAAGGCGCCAUCAACAAAGAGUAACAAAUUGCCGAAUGAGAAGCUCCAGAACCGACAAAAUGAAGAAUCUGGGCAAAAUACUAGCGAUGAGGAUCAGGAAGACCUUCCUUAUGAUGGUAACCUUCAAAGUCCCAUGGAUAGUCCUCAGAGUAACAGGACCUCUAAUGGAAGACAAACUGCAACGAAUAAACAUUCCACACCUCGCUGUUCGCUUUCUGAUGAAUCUCCUGUAGAAAAAGAAAACAGAAAAGAGGACGCAAAUGUCAAAAUGGAUGUACAGCUCGCCCAUCCACGAAGUCGACCAAGCGUUGAGAUAAAUCAACUAUUGCUGCGACAUUUUUCCCAGGAGGAGUUGCAGCAAACAGGACGGCUGAUUGAAGCCGAGACACUUCCAGAGGUCUCCCUCUUGGAGAGUUUAGACGACCCUCUCUGUAACACCUCGACAAAUGACAACUCUGGCAUUUCGGAGAUUCUUUCUGUCAAAACCUGUUUGGAGGAGGGCGACAACACACCAUCCGAUCAAGAUGAAAGUGUCACGGCACCAACAAAGUGUGAAGAGUGUGAAGUCCCCAUCAGGAAAGUCUCACAUUUGCGCAGCAGCUCAUUCAGCGAGCUCAAGUACGGCCAGGGUCAAGUCCAUUACCCGCUCCCUGACUUUUCCAAGGUUGCACCGAAGGUGAAAAUCCCAAAGGGUCCCAGUAAUCCAGUUGCGCUUGUUCCCCAAGUUCCAAGACCGAUGAUCCGAACACAGUCCUCCCCGGAAAUGUUAGAGGUGAUCAGCAAGGUCCUCCAGGAUUCAGACCUUCAUUCUUCAGAGAAGCCUCAAGUGCUCAAGGAGACACGUGAGCAGACCAGUCCUGCUCUGGUACAUCACUUAAAGGCUGAAUAUGAUAAACUACUUGCCAAAUAUGUCCGGGCUGAGAAUCUCAUAGACAAAAUGAGGUUAGGAACCAACCCUUCCUCGGACUUUUGCAUGGAGGAUGAGCUGGGAAACUCCAGUGAAGGAAGCCAUGUUGAACCCGCAUCUCCUCUCAUUCCUACACUGGAGAACUUUGAGGAAAAAGUAAACUCAACCAACCAAGAUGAAAUGAAGCUAAACCCAUGUGGUGAAGAUGGUACCAGUGAAGCUGAAAAAAUGACUGCUGAGCUAAGAGCUGUCAUUAGCCAGUUCAUGCAGUCGGUGGAUGACUUCAAGCAGAGUGUUAACAACAUGUCGGUUAGCAUGGAAGAACAGCAAAUGAUUCUCAGGAGCUUGAUGGAAACUCAGGACCAGUUGGAAAGAAAAUACAUGAGCAAGAAGGAAGAACACCGGGCUCUGGAAAUGCAGAAUUAUUUGGGCCUGUGCAGAAAUGUUGGAACAUUUGACCCAAACAGGCUGGUGGAAGGAGAUAUUUUCAGGGUGGGGAUGUACUUGGAGGAUAUUAAGGAGAUAAUUGAUAAAAACAGGCGUGAGCAGGUCAUAUCGCCUUAUUUAGCCUCUCCUUCCAAAGAAACAACUACCAAAAUAUCAGUGAAAGCUUCAACUCCACUAUCGCUACUUGAGGGUAGGACAGGGUCCCCACUCGGAGUGGGCGACACCCCGUCGACCCACCUGCACCCGACCCAAAGCAGAUACCCGGGCAAAAAAGAGAAGAAGGAAGCAGGAGAGCGCAGAGAAGCCGCCGCGGGACCGGCGCCCCAAUCCCUGCCCACCUCCGCAACCGGCAGCCAGGCGAAGGAGGCCAUGCGAAUAAGAAAAAGUGAGUCAAGUGCAACUUUGACCACUGAAUGUUUUACAAUGGAGACAAUGACUGAAGCACAAAAGGAAGACAAGGAUGACACCAGUAAAAAUGAUGGAUCGGAACCAAGUAACGACUCAAUGCAAGUCAGCAACGGGUUUCCUGUUUGCGCGGGGGUCUCAGAGAAAGGACUUCUGGAUGCUGAAGAUGAAGGCAAAGAAGCUGCCUGCUUGGAGGAGAAAUCUAGCCAUGACAAGUGGAGUGGAAUCAGUGGGAGAAGCAGCACACGAGAUGAAGGUGUAAACAGAGAAUGCGACUUUGCUAAAGCUGUGGAGGUCUCCAACUCCACUGAUGUACACCAAUCAUCAUCGCAGGUCAACUAUCAUGUUUUUGAGUUGGUUUGGAUGUUGACUGAUGGAUUUACAACUUCAGACAGUGAAGCCUCGUCCAUCAAUCUGCAGACAGCCAUCCAUCCAACGGACGUAAGCGCUUGGCGGCGGGACUCCACGGUCCUAACGCAGCCUGGAAGUUCAACCACGGUGAAAUUUGAGGCCAUCCUGACCUUGCAAGUCGAGGUUUCCAGGCUGAAAAAGAACCUAGAAGAACGUCUGCUCCAAUUGCCUCACCUGACAAGAAAACUGGAUUAUCUGAACUCGAAAUACAGGCAAGAUCGUCAGGAACGAAGGACCAAAACUAAAACAAGGACCCAGCACAAACAAGCCAGUUCCAGUCGGUUAAGACUAGAAGAUUGGAUUUCAACAGAUAUGGAUCCCAGCAAGAGCAAAGGUACAGAUAGUGAUUCUUCCAGCUCCGAGAGGAGGCUGCAGUUUGACAGUCGGCCUGUGGGAGGCAGCAGAUUCAUCAGCCAACAGGAGUCGCAGCAAGACAACCAAGAGAGUCUUUUCUUCAAAGACAGACGGUCUUUUGUCCAACCUCAACCCUCCCAAAGACCUCUGCUCCAGGUCAACUACGGCUCUUCCUGCAGUCUACCUGCAAGCUACAAAGUGAAGGAACCGCCACAUCAAGUGAGAAACAAACACCGCAAGCGUUCCACCCAGUCGGACACAGCUCUGUUACCCAGCGAUGUGUACUUUCAACACACUUUGUCCCCUGUAUUCCAAAGUCCUCGCAACAGGAUGGAAAGCAAGGAGGAGGAGAUGAACAGGUCCCUGGACCAAGCUAUUGAGGCCGCCCGCAGCAUGAAAAGGACAACGGACCGCAUGGCUAAGAGAUUGACAGCCGAUCUGGCCAAAGCGCAACUACUCCCGCAGGGGAAUGUGCAAAAUUCAGCCACGAGGGGUCGGGAAACAUCGCAGCAGUUCACAGAAAGAUAG
Nerophis lumbriciformis (worm pipefish) is the source of this 3279-nucleotide messenger RNA. The record is from RefSeq and is a predicted model, not a curated record. Lineage: Eukaryota; Metazoa; Chordata; Actinopteri; Syngnathiformes; Syngnathidae.